AUGACUGUACCUGUAGAACAGAAUGAGGAGCCACACUUCACAGUCGGCACGUUACCUGUGGAGUACCGGGACAAGAAACAGAACAAAAGACCCAGGUUUACUCUGCAGAACUUCAAUGACGUCUUCUACGUGGAACCGGAUGACCAAAACAACGGAGCUCUCAAACUCAGCAAGAGCCUGGACUAUGAGACCAGAUCAUUGUACUACUUUAAAGUGGAGGUUAGAGAAGACGGUAUGGUUCAGGCUCCAGAUAAUCAGGGAUCCACUGCCUACGUGUUCAUCACUGUAACUGAUGUUGAUGAACCACCGGUUUUCAGCAAGGCGGAGUACACCUUUGACGUCCAAGAGGGCCCGAUUAGAAACAAAGUCAUCGGCUCUGUCUCAGCCAGAGACCCGGACAGGACCAACUACAUGAUAAAGUACUCCAUCAGGGGGCUCAACUGUCCAUUGGAUAUAGUCGAGAAUACAGGUCAGCUUGUCCUAAAGAAAGAACUGGACUACGAAACAGAGGCCACACACCUAUGUAAUGUCACAGCACAUGAAAUGUCUCUAAGGGGUGUAGGACUAAAAAAGUAUGUGACUGUUAAGAUAAACGUUCUGGAUAUCAAGGACAAUCAGCCAGAACUGACCAACAUUUACAUCUAUGAUGAUAUUUAUGGAACGAUCAUUGGAACUAUCUGCGACGAAAACCCUGGACCAUUCUGUUUCAUUCUGACAAAAAGGAGCUCCAAAUUCUCCCUCUAUGACAACCAAAACAAAAUUGCCACCAUUGUGUUGCCUCCACACCAUAGCACCAAUCCUUCAGAAGAAAACAUUCUAGAGAUUCAGAAGAGCGUCAACCAGUUACACAUCCGAGUAUGGGCGUGUCUGAAAGACAGACAGCCCAAUUACAUUACAGCCCACUCCCACACCGGGGUCAGCCCUCAUUACCAUCCUGCUCUGCACCGUCACCAUCCUGGGUAA
Molecule: messenger RNA, 963 nt
Organism: Colossoma macropomum (tambaqui)
Lineage: Eukaryota; Metazoa; Chordata; Actinopteri; Characiformes; Serrasalmidae
Product: cadherin-5-like
Exons: 7
Coding region: 1-963 (320 amino acids)
Biological process (GO): cell morphogenesis; adherens junction organization; homophilic cell-cell adhesion
Cellular component (GO): membrane; adherens junction; catenin complex
Molecular function (GO): cadherin binding; calcium ion binding
Source: RefSeq, a predicted model, not a curated record